This is a messenger RNA of Vespa mandarinia (Asian giant hornet), 4396 nucleotides long. Its product is annotated as putative NADPH-dependent quinone oxidoreductase VAT1L. Lineage: Eukaryota; Metazoa; Arthropoda; Insecta; Hymenoptera; Vespidae. The record is from RefSeq and is a predicted model, not a curated record. Gene Ontology annotation, molecular function: oxidoreductase activity; zinc ion binding.
GUUUCUUUCGGAGUAGCACAAACCGCGCAGAACGUCGUUGGCUCUCGUUGAGUGCGAACGCGCGCUUGUUAAUUGGUGCGUAAUAUAGGUCUUUUUUUUAAUAUACCUACAACGCCGUCAGGAUAAUAGUAUUCUUUUCGCGUAGAUAUAUAUCUUACUCUUUAUCAUUCUUUCUCUCUUUCUCUUUUUCUCUAUCUCUCUCUUUUUCUCUUUUUCUCUUUCUCUCAUAAAGAAGAAUAUAUAUCGAGACACGCUUCUUUCGAAAAAGAAAAGAAAGAUUUAACAAAUAAGGAGGAACAUCCGAGUCUUCUUUCUCAGUAGGGUAGUAAAUUGGAAGAGAGAAAGUAACAAGGAGAAAAAUGGCAGAGGACAAGAACGAGACAAGCCCGAACGCUGAGGGUGAAAACCCGCCACAGGAAGCAACACCGCCCGCAAAACAGGAAAAAGAGGAGCCUAAGGAAACGAAGGAGGAAGAGAAGAAGGCCGAGGAGAAUGGCGAGGGUGAAAAGGCGAGAGAGAACGGCGAGGAAAAGCCGACGCCAGAGCCUAAGGAUAUGCGAGCCAUCGUGCUCAACGGUUUCGGCGGACUCAAAAGUGUGAAAGCUCUGAGAAAGCCCGAACCCACCCUUAGCGAAGGAGAAGUUCUUAUACGCGUCAAGGCAUGCGGUCUAAACUUUCAAGAUUUAAUGGCACGACAAGGUGCGAUCGAUUCACCCCCAAAAACACCCUUCAUUAUGGGAUCAGAGUGUGCUGGAGAUAUCGAACAAGUUGGCGAGGGAGUUGAGAAUUUUAAAGUUGGUGACAGAGUCGUUGCAUUACCUGAUCAUAAAGCGUGGGCCGAAUUAGUAGCUGUUCCAGCGACAUCCGUUUUUGCAUUGCCAACUGGCAUGAGUUACUUGGAUGCGGCUGCUACUACUAUGAAUUACACCGUAGCGUACAUCUUACUCUUCGAAUUGGCUAAUCUAACGCCUGGAAAGUCGCUUUUGCUACACAGUGCCGGUGGUGGCGUUGGUCAAGCUGUGAUCCAACUUGCUAAGACUGUGAAAGAUGUAACCAUUUUUGGUGUCUGCAGCAAGUCAAAGCACGAGGCUCUUAAAUCAUCCGGCACUAUAGAUUAUUUGCUAGAAAGAGGCACAGAUUAUAGUAACGAAGUCAGAAAAAUUUCAUCCGAAGGCGUAGAUAUAGUCUUGGAUUGUUUAUGCGGCGAGGAAUGUAACAAGGGAUAUGCCCUCUUGAAACCUAUGGGAAAAUAUAUUCUUUAUGGUUCUAGUAACGUCGUAACCGGCGAAACAAAAAGCUUUUUCUCGGCGGCACGAUCGUGGUGGCAGGUAGACAAAGUUUCUCCCAUAAAGUUAUUCGACGAGAACAAAACGUUGUCCGGCUUGAAUCUUCGUCAUUUAAUGUAUCAACACGGUGGCCAUGCAUAUGUCCGUCGGGCUGUUAAUCAAGUAUUCUCAUUGUGGAGUGAGGGUAAAAUAAAGCCCGUGAUGGAUUCAACAUGGGCUCUUGAGGACGUGCCCGAAGCAAUGCAGAAGAUGCACGAUCGAAAGAAUAUAGGAAAAAUCGUACUCGAUCCGAGCUUGGAGCCCAAACCAAAACCAGCUACGCCAGCGAAAGGAAAAGCAAAAGACAAGAAGACUACCAAUCAAGAAGAAAAGAAAGCAUCGAGCGUGGAAUCCGAGGAAGGCGAAAAGAAGAAAGAACCUGAAUUGACAAACGGAACAUCUGAGGAUAAGUCUGAUAGUGACUCGAAGGAAAAAGAAUCAAGCUGAAUUGUCGGCGCUAGCUAAUCAUAAUAAUAAAAAAGAAAAAAAAAAAAAAGAAAAAAAAAGAAAAAAAAAAAAAAGAAAAAAAUUGUCAUUUAUGAGAAGCAAGAACUUUCACCGAUGUAUCAAGAAACCCAUAUUGUUACUGUCUGACGAAAAAAAAAAAAGAAAAAAAAAAGAAAAAAAAAUAAUUUAAUUCGACUUCUAUAUUACUUGCAUGCAGUUUGAUGAAACGAUAUAACGUAAUCGGAGGUUAUGAUUCUCGAGCCCAAGACUUAAAAACAAAAAGAAAAAAGGACUCUGCUUAAUAUAUCUGCUCUAUUAAACAUUGAAAGUUCACAAGGCUAAUAACUGAUACAGAAACAUCAACCAACAAUCACCUAAUUAUAUCGGAAAAAAGUAUAAAAUGGGAACAACAAAAAUAGAAAUAUCAUUUUGACGCGGUCCACUAGUAGUUUACAAUUGCUAGAUAUAUUAUCUUUAUCCUUUAACACUGGCCGAACAGUUUAGUUCGUACAGCACAACGUAGCCAUUAGUUAUUCGUGAAGAGAAGAGGUCAUUUGAUAACCUGAAUCAUCUCUGUGAUUAUUUUAGUAUGUUCGUGUAAUGUAUUUUAUGCGUACUUACCAAAAUACUCCAGGUCUCUCAUAGUUAUAAAAAUGGAAUUCAUUAGGAACAUAAAUAUUCUAAUCUUAUGUCUAUUAUCGACUGUCCAGAAAUGAAAUAAUAUAGUAGUCAGUCUUCGUAUUUUAUAUCGUUUUUAUAUUCUGAUACAAUUUCUACGUGAUUUUUUAUGUAUAAUUUUAAUUUAAUGGGAUAUGUUUAUUUAUUCUGAUUUGUUGAGAGACCCAUAUGAAGUUACAUUGAAGGAAAAAUAAUAACACUGAGUUAGUUACAUUAUAUAUUCAUGCCAAUUUUUUCGCUCUAAUAUUAUUAUAUUGACCAUGGUAUUGUAAACAAGGAAACAAACAAAAAGAAAAAGUUAUUUAUCUUUUAUUAUGUCUUAUUAUCUAUUUUAUUAUUUAUUGAUAAACGAAAAUGCACGAUUGUCUGAAUAUUUGUAAACAAAAGAUUAUUAAAUUUUGAUAAUGUCUCGAAAUUUUUAAAAUAUAUCCGCUGGUGCAACCGAAUAUCAAAUUGAGUGCUACUGGAGAGUUGAAAAAAGGAAAAGAAAAAACACGAGAAGUCACAUAAAUCAUUUUUCAAAUAAAUUGUGGUAACUUUUGCAACGAUUUUUCAACGACCUAUUUUUGAUAAUAAUUUUUAAAUGCCUGCGUUUUUUGAACGAAAUACAGAUCAAUAAAUCCGAGCUCAGACGCUCAUAAAGUAUUGAAACGGAAGUCUUAGAGUUGCCUUUCAUCAAUUUCAUUCGUAUCAGUCAGGAUAUGUAGUUUUUGUACCAAUACAAGUAUUGUAUCAUCAAUACUAAUUUAGAUUUACUAUUCAGAAUGUUACUUGCUAGCUAGAAAUUUCUCGAUCUAUUUAAUAAGAUGAAAAAAAAGUGAAAAGAAAAAUACUGCUUUAUAAUAUGCAAUAAUAAUAAUAAUAAUAAUAAUAAUAAUAAUAAUAAUAAUAAUAAUAAUAAUAAUAAUAAUACACGAUAAUACGAAAAAAAAAUUGAUUGAAAAUACUUCAUUAUUUUAUGCAAAUCUUUCAAUUUCAAAUAAAUUUCUCAUUACUUGACGAAUAAUUAGGAAACUUGUAGAUUUUCGAAAUAGAUAUUUAGUGACAAAUUUGUUGCCGUUAAGCGCGCAAGGGACGACGUAUUCGUCAAAAUGAGAGGAAGAGAGAGCGAGAGAGAGAGAGAGAGAGAGAGACAUUUCUUCGAACGAGAAAAAGAAAAAAAAAUCUGUGUACAGCGAGAAUGUUCAUGAAAUUGUAUGAUUUGUCGAUCCUUUAAAGCUUUUCCGAAAAGCUUUAAAUUAUAGCCAGCUUGCUUUUAUUUAACGAAACGUACGGCCUUUAAUGUUUACGUAAGGAUACUUGCUAUUGUAAGAUCUAUUACGAAUGAAAAAAUCCUCGUAAUGAUAUUAAAAAAUAGAAAAGAAAAGAAAAAGAAAAAAUUAAAAAAAAAAAAAGAAAAAAGUUAAAAAAAAUAAACCAAGAAAGGAAAAGAUUUAGGUUCGUCGAAGAGUUUCUCGAACGAAGUGUUACUCAAAUUGAAAAAAAGGAACACGUUUGAUGGGGAAAACAAAAAAAAAACAAAACAAAAAAAUGCAUAUCUUUCCGAAGCGUUUCGAACCAUUUCAUUCAAUUGGUUCCGCUCUAGGAUUUGAUACUAAUCACUGUAUACCAAGAUAAUCUGUAUUAUACUAAUCGCUAUCGGAAAAUUACGAGUUUAUAUACCGAGGAUAUUGUUCCCACUUUCAUCGCUAGAAAUAGGGAAACGUAAUAGUGACUAAAGAAAAAAAAAAAAAAAUUUUUUCUAGUAUCAAUACUGCCGUAUCAAAAAAUCUCUUGGUCCAAAAUUACAUCGUAUAUUAUAUAUUAUCAAUUACCAUUACUCGUGAGAAAAAGUGUGUAUCGAGAUUAGGGAUGAAAAAGAGGAGAAGAAAACAAAAGAGCUAAGAAACUUUAAAUAUGGGUGCAUAUUUUGAGAAGUCUUUAAAAAAAAGAAAAAAAAAAAAAAA